UCUCACUCCGUGAUCAAGUUUAACACUGGUUGGAGUGGUUAGGUGUUGUUGUCUUCCAGGUCAUGAACAAGCAGUUGCUGUUAGUUGAUCCGCUUCUUCUCAAAUCCAUGUUUCCAUCCUAGGCUUCUUUUUCCGCUCUGUCCCAUCCACCGUCACUAUGGCUGACAUUCGGGCGAUUCCCACGGCUCGACCAUAUCGAAAUUUCCUGACGCCUGCCCUGCAUGACCGUUUCGUCAAAGCCGCAACCGUAACAUGCGGCGUUUGCCUGCUCAUUGGACCUCUGAUGUCCCAUACAGAGAGAUCAUGGUUUCUCGGUCCGAUUCGCGCAAUCUUUCGCGCAACGGUAUUGUUCAUCCCAUGCCUCCUAUUUUGGAUAGCACGACUAGUGAACAUGCACUAUGGCUCCGAGCUAUCAAACUCGCCCUUCCACACCUUUCUACAUUACAUAUCGACAACGAAACGAGUCCAGACAUAUCUGUGGGUGGUAGCGGCAACCAGACUCUACGCCGAGAUAUACAUGGCGUAUGCAGGUUCCGAAGCCCGUUAUAGUUGGGUGGAGGUAGGAAAAGCCUGGGAGAGGAGCAAAGUCAACGAACGAUACAUCUUCAUUGCGUUCAUGUUUUCUUGGUUGGGGCUGGCCAAGUCGACAUGGCAUAUCUACUGCGACCGAGACAAGCUGCCCAUACCAAUUAUCAAAUACAAACCGCAGUCCGAACCGAAAGAUUUGCGACCACCACCCUCUCCAGAGCCCUUUUCCUUCGCAAAUCUGCGCGCAGCCGCAUCGAAAUCCUUACAGUCAGGGCUUUCGGAAUCAGGGGUCCAGAUGCCUGGGUAUUCGGUCUCUGUACGAAAGCAUGUGCAAAGCGUGCUUUUGGAUUCGCUCAGCAUGACUAGUUUUACGGUCCUUAGCGGCACGUUCCUAUAUGCUACAGUGUUUCGCCAACCGCUGUGGUACAUCCAACAUCAAUGUCUUCAUUACUUUUACGGCGUGUUCUACACCCUUCAAAAGCAGUCAACUCCCGGUCCCUAUCCAGGCCUCCUUGAUCUGGUCGGUCGGUUUACGUACCAAGCGACAUUAUGCAAUAUCCUGCUGGAGUGUGCAAGUACAGCCUUCACUGCCUAUACCGCACAAGGACCCACAAAGCGACAGAAACUGCUCUCGGAAGACUCGAAGGACCCGAAUGGCAGUUUGAUCCUCGGUCUGAAGGCACAAAAGGAGAUGGUAAGGACAAUGGCCUUCUGGGAACUUCUCGACCUCACCAAAACUCAUGUGACCCGCCGAGGCACCAUUUUCGAAGAAAUCGAUCGAGUGGGCGGUUCAACAUGGAGUCAAAUCCUCACUCUAUGCUUGAAAGAGAUGAGUGACGUCUCAGGGCGGAUAGAGGCAACCAAAACACCGGCAGAACCCAAGGAGACGAACGGGACCUCGAAACAGCCGGAGAGGCCGGUGAUCAAGACAUUACCCCGACUUACUCCGUCCAUCAAAACGGACAACAUCUUCUCACCGUCGCCCAAAUCUAAAUCAAGGCAAUUGGCCGGCGAGGUGGCCGGUUCAUUUAUUCACGAACCGCGGAAAACUCCAUCAAAAUGGCCCCACAAUUUCUGGACACUGGUCAAAGAGGCCGUCGGAUCGGUCAUCCAGCUGCUUUCCGUUAUCACCGAGUACAUUCUGCGUUGGCCGAUCGUCGGACUCCCAUUCCGUACCUCGAUGUCGCGACGUGCAGCAUUCACCCUGCUCUCCCGACCCGAGUCGCCUAAUUAUCUUCUUUCCUGGAUUCCUUUCAUUUCUCCUACUCCCUGUACGCUAAGCGAUGCGUCGAACAUCGCGGAUGCCGCGACUACGCUAGCGGGCCUUCUCGAGGCCAGUCUCAGGGAGGAUCGAGUGGGACUGGUGCAAAAGGACGUUCAGAGGGUCGUGUCUACCCUGACCAAGACCAUCGCGGACAUCGAAGCAUUUGUCAAUGGGAUGCGUCCCUGGCCAUCUGACGCCGAACUUCUGUUCAUAGACGACACGAACUCAGGGGAUUGGCUAGCGACUUUGCAGACGACGAAGUACCAGGUCCUUCAUGAAGGUGAAGUCGGCGAAGUCGUGCAAGCAUUGAAAGCAGCGUUGACAAGUGUCCUCGGCUCCUUCGCGGAAUAUGCGAGCAGUGUCGGCCUGAGUGAGGCUGCAUUGAAGAAUGCCAAAGAUGUACUGGCGGCUGGUGAAACCAAGCCUCGCAAACCCGCUCGUCUUCCCGUCCCCGAUCGAGAACAAAACAUCGGACACAGUAGACCAGAGAUGGAGCACGUGAACGGCAGGAGGCGCCCAAUACCCAAGGCGCCAAGAUUCCAACCCUACACCCCGGCCGAGCUUGAAGAACGACGCGCAGCCCGGGAGCCUCCAGCUGUAAAGAUCAUCCCAUACACCGAGCAGGAGCUUGCGGAGAGAGGUGGGCGGCUAUGACCUCCGGCCCAUAUGGUCCACCCUUAUUGAAUAAUUUCGUGCAUUGGAGGCAUAGCCACGGCGUUUGGAUGGUAUGUUUCAGAUCGGGAAAGCUGGAGUGGCUC
Eremomyces bilateralis CBS 781.70 is the source of this 2550-nucleotide messenger RNA. RefSeq lists its product as uncharacterized. The transcript is spliced from 4 exons. Gene Ontology annotation, biological process: spindle pole body localization; nuclear pore organization. Lineage: Eukaryota; Fungi; Ascomycota; Dothideomycetes; Eremomycetales; Eremomycetaceae. The coding region runs from base 158 to 2446 and encodes 762 amino acids. Gene Ontology annotation, cellular component: spindle pole body; nuclear pore transmembrane ring. The record is from RefSeq and is a predicted model, not a curated record. Gene Ontology annotation, molecular function: spindle pole body-nuclear membrane anchor activity.